GGGAUUCCUUUGCUUUUAUAAGGAAAGCGCUGCCCUGAAAUUCGCCUUUACAAGGGGGGUUGGAAAUGUUUACACUUUUGUAUCUAUUCUCCCUUUAACGAAAGCUUACCUGGAGUGGGGGAGUGGAGACAGCAGAGGGUGAGAGGAACUAGAGAAAAUGGAGACAGGAGCCACCCUCGGGAGCCGUGGUCACGGAAAUAAGCAAAAGUAUUAACAACAAAAAAAUCCAUGCUUCUGUGAUGUUACUUCCCGCAGUCCCGACACAACGGUCUGACCAGAGGCCGGACGGGCUCCCCUGGACCGGUUGCGCCCCGGUCCUUUCUCAAACGCCAGCGGCUCCUUUAAUAGGCGGGGCCGGAGCCAGCGACGAGUCCCCUGCUUUGUACGUGUCGGGGGCGGAGUUCCCAGACGGCCCUUGCAGCAUGGCCGCCGGCGCCGCCGCCGCCUUAGCGUUCCUGAGUCAGGAGAGCCGAGCCCGGGCCGGAGGGAUCGGGGGUCUGCGGGUCCCGGCUCCGGUCACUAUGGACAGUUUCUUCUUCGGCUGUGAGCUCUCCGGCCACACCCGCUCUUUCACCUUCAAGGUAGAAGAAGAGGAUGAUUCGGAGCAUGUGCUGGCUUUGACCAUGCUCUGCCUCACUGAGGGGGCCAAAGAUGAGUGUAAUGUGGUAGAAGUCGUGGCCAGGAAUCAUGAUCACCAGGAGAUUGCAGUCCCUGUAGCCAACCUCAAGUUGUCCUGCCAGCCCAUGCUCAGUUUGGAUGACUUCCAGCUCCAGCCACCUGUAACCUUCCGCCUGAAAUCAGGUUCUGGCCCUGUGCGGAUCACUGGGAGGCACCAGAUUGUUACUAUAAGCAAUGACGUUUCUGAGCAAGAAGAGAGUGAAGAAGAAGGUAGUGAGCAGGAGGAAGCUGAGUGGUGCCCCAUCCUGCCUGCCAAGAAGCAGGGGGGUAGGCCCUAGCCUCCUUGGAUUGGGAGGAACUCUGAACUUCUGUCCUCACCCUCUCUCCCCACUUGCCUAUGAGAUUGGAGAUCAGCAUCUGAAGCUCAGGACUGCACAUUUUUAAUACUUUUUACAUUUUUGGAGAAAGGUUGAAAUAAAGUGAUACGGAGUUUUUUGCAA
Messenger RNA from Callorhinus ursinus (northern fur seal), 1118 nucleotides. It is a transcript of the gene NPM3, whose product is annotated as nucleophosmin/nucleoplasmin 3. Lineage: Eukaryota; Metazoa; Chordata; Mammalia; Carnivora; Otariidae. Gene Ontology annotation, biological process: chromatin remodeling. The record is from RefSeq and is a predicted model, not a curated record. Gene Ontology annotation, cellular component: nucleoplasm; nucleolus; cytoplasm. Gene Ontology annotation, molecular function: RNA binding; histone binding; chromatin binding.